Pteropus alecto (black flying fox) is the source of this 2272-nucleotide messenger RNA. It is a transcript of the gene EPHX3, whose product is annotated as epoxide hydrolase 3. The record is from RefSeq and is a predicted model, not a curated record. Gene Ontology annotation, cellular component: intracellular membrane-bounded organelle. Lineage: Eukaryota; Metazoa; Chordata; Mammalia; Chiroptera; Pteropodidae. Gene Ontology annotation, molecular function: hydrolase activity. The transcript is spliced from 8 exons. The coding region runs from base 311 to 1816 and encodes 501 amino acids.
GUGACAUGACCCAGUCCAUGGCUAAUACCCAAAUUGGUAAUCAAGAAUUAGGCAAGCACAAACUAAAAACAUUCCCUUGGUGGCCACCAGGUGGAAGGAGAGGUAGAGUCCAAGGUUGCUGCUUUGCUCUGUAAAUCCUGCAUUGCUGUUUAGCCAGAUGUAUGACUUUAGGGCAAAUAACUUGAUCCCGAAUUACAGGUUCGUAGUCGGUAAUACAGUGAUGUGAAUAAUAGCACCUACACUUAGUAGAGUUAUAAGGGUUAAAUGAUGACCAUGAAAUUUUCAAGAUCUUGGGGGAAGGUUGCAAAACAUGAGGGGGAAGAAACUUCUAUCCUGGACCGGCCCGGCUUCCUCUUUCGGCCACAGCCCCAGUGACUCAACCUGCCCAGUCCUCCUAGGAGUUAGUCUCCCAGCCACCACUGGCCGCCAUCGGCGGAGCCCCGGCUUCAACACCUGCGGAUUGGUCCAAGGGGGAACCUGUCGCCUAUACGUCAAUGACUGCCGCUGUCCAAUUACAGCUCUGCAGGGGCGGGCCAACGGGCCCGCUAGGCCAACUGGAGGCCGGUACCGGGUCAAGGCCUCAGAACCCGCCGUUGGAACCAAGACUAGCACGGAGGGACCCCAGGCCAAAGGCGGUGGGCCCUGCAGCCCGGAACCCACCUCGCCACUGCUGCUCGUGCCCCCGGCGGCCCAGACCCCCGACGGCAGCACGGUCAUCUCGGGACGCGGCGACAUGCCGGAGCUAGUGGUGACAGCGCUACUGGCGCCGUCGCGUCUCACUCUGAAGCUGCUACGCGCCUUCAUGUGGAGCCUGGUGUUCUCGGCGGCGCUGGUGGCCGCAGCCGUCUACGGCUGCAUCGCGCUCACGCACGUGCUGUGCCGGCCCCGGCGCGGCUGCUGCGGGCGCCCCCGGCGCAUCCCACCCGCCUGCUUGAGCGACCCCGCUCUGGGCGAACACCGCUUCCUGACCCUCAAGAGCUCCGGCAUACGCCUGCACUAUGUCUCCGCUGGACGUGGCAACGGACCCCUCAUGCUGUUCCUGCACGGCUUCCCUGAAAAUUGGUUCUCCUGGCGCUACCAGCUCCGGGAGUUCCAGAGCCGCUUCCAUGUGGUGGCUGUGGACCUGCGUGGAUAUGGCUCCUCCGAUGCACCAAAGGAUGUAGACUGUUACACUAUUGACCUGCUGAUGGCAGACAUCCAGGAUGUCAUCCUGGGCCUGGGUUACUCCAAGUGCAUCCUCGUGUCCCAUGACUGGGGUGCACUCCUAGCCUGGAAUUUCUCCAUCUACUACCCAUCCCUGGUCGAGCGGAUGGUGGUGGUCAGUGCUGCCCCCAUGUCAGUGUACCAAGACUAUGCAAUGCGCCACAUUGGACAGUUCUUCCGUUCCAACUAUGUGUUCCUGUUCCAGCUUCCCUGGCUGCCCGAGAAGUUGCUGUCCAUGUCCGACUUCCAGAUUCUCAAGACCACCCUCACCCAUUACAAGAGGGGUAUCCCACACUUGAGUCCUAGUGAACUCGAUGCCUUCCUUUAUGACUUCUCACAGCCCGGUGGCCUCACUGGGCCCCUCAAUUACUACCGAAACAUCUUCAGGAACUUCCCCCUGGAGCCCCAGGAGUUGGCCACUCCCACCCUGCUGCUGUGGGGGGAGAAGGACACUUACUUCGACCAAGGGCUGGUGGGGGCCAUCAGCAGCCGCUUUGUGCCCGGCCGACUGGAGGCUCACAUACUGCCAGAUAUGGGGCACUGGAUUCCACAGAGCCACCCUAAGGAAAUGCAUGAGUACAUGUGGGCCUUCUUGCAAGACUUGCUGGACUAGUGGCCCUCACUCACUGGCCUGCAUGCACCUGUGAUUCCACAUAGCGUACAUACACAGGUAGUCUCUUGGAUUGUGCACAGAUGUGAAACUCCUAGGUCACAUACAAGUGCAUCAGUGGGUAUCCUUGGGAACACCAAGCCAUAUGCUCACACACAGGCGUGAGCGUGUGUAUGUGUGAGCAAGCACUUUGAUCCCAGGGAACCAGGGACACCUCCGUGGAGCUAGAUGCUGAGUAUCCUAUCCAUCCCUUCCCUGAGGCCCUAGUCUUCUUGACAAAGUUGCCCCUGCCCCCCACCCCUCUCCAAACCAUAACUCUGACUUUUCUGUCCCUGGAUUCUACCUCCAGUUCUAGGUCUUUAGCUAAAUGUUGCUUUGUCCGAUACAUUACCGUUAGCCACAUAUGACUACUUCCAUUUAAUUUCCAAUUAAUUAAAAUGAAAUAUGAUUAAAAAAUCA